UUCUUUUCCGGUUUGUCAAAAUGGGUAUCGACAUUAAUCACAAACACGAUAGGAAAGUACGGCGUACAGAACCUAGAUCACAAGAUGUCUACUUGCGACUUCUCGUUAAACUUUACCGGUUUCUGGCUAGACGUACAAAUGCUAAGUUUAAUAAGAUCAUCCUUAAAAGACUUUUUAUGAGCAAGAUACAUCGUCCUCCAAUUUCUCUUGCACGCAUCGUUAGGUUUAUGAAAAAACCUGGACGGGAAAAUACUGUUGCAGUAAUUGUUGGCACAGUAACAGAUGAUGCUAGGAUUUUUGAAAUUCCUAAACUUACAAUAUGUGCUUUACGUGUUACUGAGAGAGCUAGAGCUCGUAUAUUGAAGGCUGGAGGUCAGUUGAUCACUUUCGAUCAGUUAGCGUUACGUGCACCUACCGGAAAACGAACUGUUUUAAUGCAAGGUCGUCGUAAUGCCCGUGAAGCAGUGAAACACUUUGGACCUGCACCUGGUGUACCACAUUCUCAUACAAAACCAUUAGUACGUUCUAAAGGUCGAAAAUUUGAAAGAGCAAGAGGCCGCAGGCGAAGCUGUGGUUAUAAGAAAUAAAUUUUGUUUAUUUGCCAUCAUUUAUUGUACC
This is a messenger RNA of Habropoda laboriosa, 618 nucleotides long. RefSeq names its product 60S ribosomal protein L18 (gene RpL18). Gene Ontology annotation, biological process: translation. Gene Ontology annotation, molecular function: RNA binding; structural constituent of ribosome. Gene Ontology annotation, cellular component: ribosome; cytosolic large ribosomal subunit. The coding region runs from base 21 to 587 and encodes 188 amino acids. The record is from RefSeq and is a predicted model, not a curated record. NCBI's taxonomy places the organism in Eukaryota, Metazoa, Arthropoda, Insecta, Hymenoptera, Apidae. The transcript is spliced from 4 exons.